CUCCUCUCCUUUUUUUCUUGCAUCUCUCUCACAAUCUCUCUGUUAUAAUUACGUCUCUCUCAUUUUUAUAGCUUUUCUUUUCUUACAAACAAACAAACACACAGUAGUCAGGUGUAGGGGGGAGUUAUAUAUACAGUCUUUUUGUUGUUCUCUUCUUUAUUUUUUGGUGUUAGUGUAUGCAUAUACAAAAACUAAACGGUGAAAAUUAUAGGCACCAUUAUAUAUAUAACAACACAUAUUCGGUGAGAAGGAGAUACAUUAAAUCAUAAUUCUACAAUGUCGGCUUACAGAGAUGAAGAUCCUCGUAUCCAUGGCAUCCAAACCAAGAUUCGUGUUGUCCCCAAUUUUCCCAAACCAGGUAUUAUGUUUCAAGAUGUCACAACUCUGUUGCUGGAUCCUAAAGCCUUCAAGGACACUAUUGAUUUGUUUGUUGAGAGAUACAAAGGAAAAAAUAUUUCUGUUGUUGCAGGAAUAGAGGCGCGAGGAUUUAUAUUUGGACCUCCUAUUGCCUUGGCUAUUGGAGCAAAGUUUGUCCCAAUGCGAAAACCCCGAAAGUUGCCGGGUGAAGUUAUUUCAGAAGAAUAUGUUCUGGAAUACGGCACAGACUGUCUCGAGAUGCAUGUCGGUGCUGUCAAAUCAGGAGAACGAGCUUUGGUGGUUGAUGAUUUGAUUGCCACUGGUGGCACUCUGUGUGCUGCUAUGAAUUUACUGGAACGUGCUGGAGCAGAAGUGGUCGAAUGUGCGUGCGUAAUUGAAUUGCCUGAUUUGAAGGGUCGUGAGAGACUGAACGGAAAGCCAUUGUAUAUACUGGUUGAAUAUCACUAAUGAUGGCAUAAAUGAUUCACUUGAGCAUGAGGAUAUGUACAUUAGAGGGAUAUUGCUGGUUUGAUCUCAUUCGGAACGAGCUUUAUUAUUCUCUUUAAUUCACCUAUUAGUCUAGAAACAUUGAUUUCAUGCCAAAUUCUUGAUUUGGACAGAUAAAGAAGUAAAAUGCUUGUAGGAAUCUUUCAUUUUUAAGUCCCUUUUUCAAUGAACUUUUAUUUA
Messenger RNA from Mercurialis annua (annual mercury), 1044 nucleotides. Its product is annotated as adenine phosphoribosyltransferase 3. Gene Ontology annotation, biological process: adenine salvage. Lineage: Eukaryota; Viridiplantae; Streptophyta; Magnoliopsida; Malpighiales; Euphorbiaceae. The transcript has 6 exons. Bases 277 to 825 code for a protein of 182 amino acids. Gene Ontology annotation, molecular function: adenine phosphoribosyltransferase activity. The record is from RefSeq and is a predicted model, not a curated record. Gene Ontology annotation, cellular component: cytoplasm; cytosol.